AUGGGCCGCCGAGUCUUCACAAACCCAUCCAAGGUCGAAAGCGAACGCGAGCGGGCGAGGCACCGGCGGCGUCGACAACAGCAGAAACAUCAAAACCUGGUUCGUCAGGAGUGUUUUGCUUACCCUGGGUCGUGUAACGGUCUGAUGCACAAUAGCACUACAAUCACUUUAUCAGCGCGUCAGACAGGACCUUCCGCUCCCCCCUUGGCUAUAACCGUGCUUGAAGAAGCCAGGCCUUCAGUAUACGUCAAUGAACAUCCGCCAUCUUAUCCUACGGCCUCUGCUAGCACCGAUGAUCAGGCAGUUCCGUCACCCACGGGCCAGCCAAGAGAAACGAGGCAUGGUGCCGAACAGGUCGCAGCGCACAUUGAUGCGCCAUCAACACGAAGACCUUGGCCUAGAUACCGCAACCGAUUGCAUCGAUUACGGAUUCCCGCAAACACUACCCUCUGUCGCACAGAGUCCAAGCUAGGCACGAUGAUCGAUAAUCACCAAUCUCAGUCUAUCGCUGAGGCACCGGGCCCUUCAACGUCAACGCGUCGUGUUCGGGCAAAUCUACAGACAUACUCGGUACCCUCAUGCGCUGGCUUUUCACAAUAUCCCUCGGGGUAUAUCACCCCGGACGUCGGUGAGAACCGCAAUGAGACGCUCGAUAGCUUCAUCGAAGCCCUCCGGCAUCAAAACACUGAGUUAGGCACCGAUUUUCUCGACCCGCAUGAGACUGCGUACGACCAGGCUUUCCGAAUCUUCUUCCAUUCCAAGUGUAAUUGUGAAAAUGGAUUUGAGGUCAAUGAGCCAGAGCAUAAUUGUUCCCUUCGAGAGAGCGUACAGUACCUACAAAGCUCCCUUCCUCCUCUACCGACGAUUUUUGGUGAAGCUGGAUCUUAUGAUCCCGGCAGCUUUUUCCGACACCACCUGCUUUCGUUCCGCAAAUCGCAGAUGCAACUUCUCCCUGAGAAUGAACUAGAGUUGAUUCUGUGUAGACAGUGGGAUAUUGACAGCGUUUGGCUUGGGGCUACAGGUCUGCAAGCAAUUCGACCUCCCAACAACUUCCGCCUAUCUUUUCUACCCUCUCUCGCUCUAAAGCUGUCAUGCGAUGAGUCCCCUGAUUCAACAUCAGCCACUCGGAAUGCUCUGUCCCUUGAGCAUCAGAAAGAUCUUUAUGAUCACAUCAUCAUCCCGGCAGCUUGUGAGGCCAUGUCUGAUCCUUGUCGCCAGGAAAUACCACGAACGUACGACAUAGCGUAUGCGAAGUCUCGUUCGUUCCAAGAAAAGCCAGGAAAUAAUCGAUGGAGGCCUGAUGAUGUCAACAGGGCAGUCCAUCUGUAA
Messenger RNA from Fusarium redolens, 1329 nucleotides. RefSeq lists its product as uncharacterized. Lineage: Eukaryota; Fungi; Ascomycota; Sordariomycetes; Hypocreales; Nectriaceae. The coding region runs from base 1 to 1329 and encodes 442 amino acids. The record is from RefSeq and is a predicted model, not a curated record. The transcript is spliced from 8 exons.